Gaeumannomyces tritici R3-111a-1 is the source of this 1122-nucleotide messenger RNA. RefSeq lists its product as hypothetical. The record is from RefSeq and is a predicted model, not a curated record. Bases 1 to 1122 code for a protein of 373 amino acids. The transcript has a single exon. NCBI's taxonomy places the organism in Eukaryota, Fungi, Ascomycota, Sordariomycetes, Magnaporthales, Magnaporthaceae.
AUGUUCAACUUUCACCUGUCAUACAAAUGGCUACGCUGGACGCGCCCAACCUCCCCUCCUCCUCCUCUCCCGGACGGCGUGGAGCGCUUCUUCACCAAGACCUCCUCGGGAGACCUCGAGAUCCUGUACGCCGCUCCCAUUGCCGAUGGCAGUAAGCCGCCGUCGCGGUCCCCGCCCAUACUCUUCGUCCAUGGCGGCAUGGGCAGUGCCUGGGUCUGGCUCGAGUACAUGCAAUACCUCUCGGCGCGCGGCGUCCCCUGCUACGCCGUCUCGCUCCGCGGCCACGGCGAGUCCUGGCACCCCAGCUACCUGCGCAUGGUGUACGGCACCACCCGCCGGGACCUCGCCGACGACAUCGUGUCGGCCAUGCGCGCCCUCGUCUACCGCGACGCCUCGGUCGACGGCGCCGAGACCGAGGUCGUCCUGGUCGGCCACUCCAGCGGCGGCGGGCUGUCGCAGUACGUCCUCCAGGCCCCCUGGUUCGGCGAGCGCGGCCUGCCCCGCGUGCGCGGCCUUGCCCUGCUCGGCGCCGUGCCCGGGUUCGGCAGCCUGGGCGUCUACGUCAACUGGUGGCGCGCGGACCCGCUCUUCACCGUCCGGAUGCUGUUCCACGGCUGGCACCCCAACUCGCCGCUAUCGCACCCGGCCCUUACGAAGCGCAUCUUCUUCAGCGACGGCGGGGUGGACGACGACUACGUGGCCAGGUUCCAGGCGCGCACGAGCGCCUACGAGAGCUUCCUGUGGCCCAUCAGCAUGAUGCGGCCGUUUGUCGACCCGGAGCGUCUGCUCCGCCGCCUCUUUGGCCGGGCGGGCGCGGAUGACGGCAGCAGCCAGAGGAUCUUGGUCAUGAGCGGUGAGGGGGACAGGCUGAUGACCCCGCCCGUGAUGCGUCACCUCGCGGCUACCUACCGCGCCGCGUUCCUUGGCGAGGCCAGGGCGAAGAAGAUUGAGGCUGGCCAUGACGCGGCCGCGGUGGUGCCGCUGGCCGGGGAGGGGGGCCGCGACAACGCUGGCCAGGCGGUGAGGUUCUGCAUGGUCCCGGGGGCGGGCCACCACCUCCAGAAUGACGUCCAGUGGGAGGUCGGCGCGAGGAAACUGCUUGGAUUUUACAGGCAGCUGUGA